AUGCCCAUGAAACUUGAAGGAAGCUGCCAGUGCGGUGGGGUGGAAUUUACUCUCGAUUCUCAAACGCCUGUUCCUUAUCAGCUUUGUGCAUGCAGCAUUUGCCGCAAGGUUGGCGGCUAUAGCGGCAGCGUCAACCUGGGAGGUAUCGCGGAUAGCCUCAAAAUCAUCAAGGGAAAGGAUCUCAUCAAGAAAUACAACGCUAUAAAGGACCGUGGCACUCCCAACGAGGCAAAAUGUUCAUCUGAACGCAACUUCUGUUCCAAUUGCAGUACUAUGCUCUGGCUGUGGGACCACCACUGGCCGGAGCUGAUCCAUCCUUUCGCAUCUGCCAUCGACACCGAGUUGCCGGUCCCAGAUGAGAUGGUCUGUGUCCUGGCAAGUUCCAAGCCAUCCUGGGUACGAUGGCCCGAAGGCAAGAAAUCGGUGCAUGAUGUCUACGGCGACGACAGCAUUGAAGGGUGGCACAAGAAACAUGGUCUAUUCAUGAAGUGAGGUAUACGCUGCAAUUAUCAUGUGAUGUUUACUGAAGAUUUUAUGAAGAAGCAUUAAAAGUAAUUGCAUUUUCCUUGGAGCUAGAACUAGCAAUUGUCUGCAAGUGACAAAGUUAGCCAAAGUAACUUUCAAACUUCCAAGAUUGAUUGAUGAUCAAAGAAGACGAGGUAUCAGUUCUCCAAGGUGAAAUGAUGUUUUUCUUCAAGGUGUAUUCAGUAAGAACACAGCGAAUCAAGAGAUCAUCAUACAACAUCCAAGGCAAAAGAGUAGGGGUAGUACUCACACUGCAGCGAACUUCGUUAGCAAUCACUACGAUUCAAGUAUUCCUAUAACAAUUCGGACAAUCAGCAA
This is a messenger RNA of Aspergillus novofumigatus IBT 16806, 843 nucleotides long. RefSeq names its product GFA family protein. The record is from RefSeq and is a predicted model, not a curated record. Gene Ontology annotation, molecular function: carbon-sulfur lyase activity. The transcript is spliced from 3 exons. Lineage: Eukaryota; Fungi; Ascomycota; Eurotiomycetes; Eurotiales; Aspergillaceae. The coding region runs from base 1 to 492 and encodes 163 amino acids.